Molecule: messenger RNA, 1506 nt
Organism: Stereum hirsutum FP-91666 SS1
Lineage: Eukaryota; Fungi; Basidiomycota; Agaricomycetes; Russulales; Stereaceae
Exons: 3
Coding region: 96-1421 (441 amino acids)
Biological process (GO): mitochondrial outer membrane translocase complex assembly; protein insertion into mitochondrial outer membrane
Cellular component (GO): mitochondrial outer membrane
Source: RefSeq, a predicted model, not a curated record
GUCUGUUUUUCGACGACUUGUCCUCAUCGACUAGCCCGACUUAGCACUCCAUAACUCAGACCGGUAUAUAGCUACUCGACAUAGAAUCGGUAAUAAUGUCGGACCACUCGAGCGCUCUGCACGGAGAUGGGCAGGACCUGCUUUCGGCUGCCCUCUCUGAUGCCUUCUCUCCGACUGAACUUCCGCGUCAAUACGCUACCCCGCCCGUAACGCCUGCAACGGCUAACCCGUCCAUUCCUCUGCCACUCUCACCCACUGACCCAACUUCACCGUCCACUCCAACCUCUCCCACAUCCUCCUUCAAACCUUCCCCAGAGAACACACCUCCACCCCCGCCUGCGAAUGACCCGCCUCCAUCCACCGCUUCAGCAGAGGAAUACGAAGCCUGGAAAGCGGCGUACGAGAAACAGGUAGAGGAAUGGAAGCAGGAAAGUAGGGAGAAAAGGGAAAAGGCUAGAGAGGAAAGGGAACGAUGGGAGAAGAAGAGAGAGAGAGAACGACAGGAGAUGGAGAGGCUCAGAGAGGAGAUGGUGAGGAGUCAGGGGAGCGAGAGUUUGAGCUGGUCUAAUAUUGAGAUCGGAGGGAGUGGUGUGGCGAGCCCUAUGCCCGGAGAGGCUGAGCUGGGUGAAGGCGAGAAAGCUAGAGAGGAAUUGGCAAAAAGGGCGGAGGAGGCCAUGAGACUCGUGCAGGACGACAGUGGAGAGACGAGUGUAGUGGAUGGGAGGGCAUUGGUCCCCGGUGAGGCGGAGGGUAAACAUUCCAUCGAGUUCCUCGAGCGUGCCCUCCCUCGUGUCGGCCCCGUACACACCACCGUCGCCAUCCAAACCACCGACCUCACACCCCCGACGGCUCCCGUACAAGAAGGACAUACCGAAGAACCCUCACACGGCUCCAGCUCUCCUCACUGGGAAGACGUUCCCUCAGACAUGGACUCUUCAUUCCCCUCGAUGUCCUUCCCUGACGCCUCACGCUCGCACUCAGAAACACCCUCUCAUCCUAAUAACAAUUCGCAGCCUCCUCACCACCAGCACCAUACCGCGGAGUCCUCCCAUGCCCACCACGAACAUCACGCAAUCGACGACCACAAACAUCACGCCCGUACAGCCGCCACCGCCGACGCCCACACCACCGCUACGCUCGCCAUCUUCGACAGCACUUUGUCUACCAAGACGAGGGUCUGGGCCUUCGCGAGUGCGUUGGCUAUCAACAUGUUCUUGCCGUUCGUCAAUGGGGUUAUGCUCGGCUUUGGAGAGUUGGUGGCGAAGGAGAUUAUAGCGCCGUGGUUCGGGUGGAGGCCGGCUGUGACGAGGGUCGGGUUGAGCGGUACUGCGGGUGGAGGUGUAGCCGCAGAUAGGAGUAGGGAGAGGGAGAGGGAGAGGGAGAAGAAUGCCACGAGGCAGAGGACGGGGAGGGAGUUGUAGAGUGAAGGACGAUAUAAAUUAUCUCGUUGAUUCGCUGUCGAGACGGCCGACUGGGCUGAGAGGGUAGAGCAGAAUGGUAGAAUUU